AUGUUGGCCAAUCGUCUUAAAGAGGUGCUGCCUUCUGUCAUUUCCGACACUCAAAGUGCGUUUAUUCCGGGCCGUCUCAUUACUGAUAAUGCGUUGGUGGCUUUUGAAGUGUUCCAUUUUCUUAAGAAUAAGAGGGCCGGAAAGGAUGGUUGCAUGGCGUUAAAACUUGACAUGAGAAUGUCGGCACUUCUCGACCAUGCCAUGGCAGCUAACCGGUUGUCCGGAAUUUCAAUUUGCCGGGGUAGUCCACGCUUGUCACAUUUAUUUUUUAAAGAGGUGCUGCCUUCUGUCAUUUCCGACACUCAAAGUGCGUUUAUUCCGGGCCGUCUCAUUACUGAUAAUGCGUUGGUGGCAUUUGAAGUGUUCCAUUUUCUUAAGAAUAAGAGGGCCGGAAAGGAUGGUUGCAUGGCGUUAAAACUUGACAUGAGUAAAGCCUAUGACCGAGUGGAAUGGCCAUUUAUUAAUCAGAUGAUGCUCCUGCUAGGAUUUCCGCAACGAUUUGUGCAACUACUUAUGAAUUGUGUGGGGCAUUCUAAGCGCGCCGUUUUGGGGUUUGUCAAGGAGCGCGUAUGGUCUCGUUUAAAUGGUUAG
Messenger RNA from Camellia sinensis, 591 nucleotides. The record is from RefSeq and is a predicted model, not a curated record. Lineage: Eukaryota; Viridiplantae; Streptophyta; Magnoliopsida; Ericales; Theaceae.